GGCACGUGUGCCAGAAAGUCGCCGUCCUCCGGGGCCCUUCCGGCAGGAAAUCCCCGAGUCCGGGAGGGCGGGGGUGCCGGCCCUCUAGGUCGCCAUGGCUACCGAGCCUGUAGCUGCGGAGUCCGCGGUGCCGUCGCUCGUGGAUCGCUACUUUACUCGCUGGUACAAAGCGGAUGUCAAAGGAAAACCCUGUGAGGACCACUGUAUACUACAGCAUUCUAACCGAAUAUGUGUCAUCACACUCGCAGGAUCUCAUCCAGUUCUUCAAAGUGGAAAAACAAUCAAAAGCAUUUCCUAUCAAAUCAGUACCAACUGUAGCAGACUUCAGAACAAGGUUUCUGGGAAGUUUAAGCGGGGGGCACAGUUUCUAACAGAACUGGCACCUCUGUGUAAGAUUUAUUGCUCAGAUGGAGAAGAAUAUACCAUAUCCAGCUGUGUUAGAGGUCGGCUGAUGGAAGUGAAUGAAAACAUCCUCCAUGAGCCAUCUAUCCUUCAAGAGAAGCCAUCCACUGAAGGCUACAUUGCAGUUGUGCUGCCCAAAUUUGAAGAAAGUAAAAGCAUCACAGAAGGGUUACUGACCCAAGAACAGUAUGAAGAAGUGCUGGUGAAACGCAUUAAUGCCACAACAGCCACAUCGUGAGGACCAACAUGGAGCAAAAUGACAUGGGACUCUCACUCCUGCCUGGCCCACGGGAUCAGUGUGCUAAGGAACAAGCCCCCAGGAGGCAUAUUUCACACCAGCCAUCCGCAGGCGGCCUGAGCCUUCACUUAACCUACUUUUCUUUGUUUACCUGUGUAACAAGUCUUGGUUCCCUUUUGUCUUCAGCUUCCUAGAUCUGCCCUGCCCAUGUACUCAUUCUCUUCAUUUGCUGCUCUGUAACUGGCAAGCAAGGGAUGUAUUUCUGAUUAAAAACAAACAAAGCACUUGAAGAAAUUUAGGAAAAAACAGGAAAAUUUUAAGUAGCAAAGUAAAAUAAUUUUCUCAUUCUAUAAUCUAGAAGUUAAAUACUAUUUUGACAUGUUUUUCCAUAAAUACUGAGGCAUGCCUCAUUUUCCAUUUGUUGGAAGUUUUUAUAAAAUCUAGCUGGUCCUGGGCCUCCCCAGUGGCGCAGUGGUUGAGCGCUGGGUUGCGAAGCUGCCCGCAGCCUCUGCGGCGCCGGUUAGAUCCCCGGCUGCUCCCCGGCCACCAGAGGAGGGUCCCACAUGGCACGCAGACCUCUCCUGCCGCCCGCUGCUCCCCUCAGCAGUGUACUUCGGUCCUUCUGCCUGCUCUGCUCCCCACUCUGGCUCUGGUGAAUUCUCUCACCCUCCCGCGCUUCUGACUGUACCCAGUGCUUGUAUAAAUAAAUAAAGAUAAAU
Molecule: messenger RNA, 1359 nt
Organism: Talpa occidentalis (Iberian mole)
Lineage: Eukaryota; Metazoa; Chordata; Mammalia; Eulipotyphla; Talpidae
Gene: ABITRAM
Product: actin binding transcription modulator
Exons: 6
Coding region: 95-640 (181 amino acids)
Biological process (GO): dendrite morphogenesis; regulation of actin filament polymerization; regulation of filopodium assembly
Cellular component (GO): dendrite; nucleus; filopodium tip
Molecular function (GO): actin monomer binding; actin filament binding
Source: RefSeq, a predicted model, not a curated record